UUGAUUAUUGAAGAUCAUUAACAAACGCUUGUGAGAAAUAACAUUCUACAGACGAGUGUGAAGGAGAGAGCAGUUUCACCAGUCCUGAAAAUGUCCAACCUAGUCAGCAUCAAGGAGUUUGAAGAGCAUGCAUACAGAGUGUUACCAAGAAAUACCCUGGACUACUACAGAAGCGGAGCUGGUCAACAAUUAACACUCAAGCAGAAUAGGGAAGCAUUUUCCAGGUACAAAAUCAGACCGAGAUUCUUAAGGAAUGUAGAACACAGAGACUUAUCGACAACCGUCUUAGGAGAAAGAAUUUCUAUGCCUAUAGGAAUAUCUCCUACUGCUAUGCAAAGGAUGGCCCAUCCAGAUGGAGAGUGUGCCAAUGUCCAAGCUGCACAGGCUCUAGGGACGAUUUUUACUUUGAGUACUCUUUCCAACUCUAGCAUUGAGGAAGUAGCUCAAGCAGCCCCACAUGCUAUAAAGUGGUACCAACUGUAUAUUUAUAAAGACAGAGAAGUUACAAAACAAUUGGUUGAAAGAGCCGAAAGAGCUGGAUUCAAAGCUUUGGUCCUUACAGUAGAUGCACCUCUGUUUGGAAUUCGGUUAGCAGAUGUCAAGAACAAAUUUUCUUUGCCACCCCACUUGAGUUUGGCCAACUUCCAAGGUGGAAAAUCCACAGACAUAAAUAGAAAAAGUGAAGAAGGUUCGGGUCUCAACACAUAUUCAAUGUCCUUAUUCGAUCCUACCUUAGAAUGGAGAGACAUACAUUGGUUGAAAAGUAUAACAAGACUCCCAAUUGUACUCAAAGGAAUUUUAACAGCAGAAGAUGCCUUACUUGGAGCAGAAGCAGGAGUGGCUGCCAUACUGGUGUCUAAUCAUGGGGCUAGACAAGUUGACGGAACACCAGCAUCGGUGGAAGCUCUGCCUGAAAUCGUUAAAGCUGUUGGAGACAGAGUUGAGGUUUACAUGGAUGGAGGUAUCACAGAUGGAACUGAUGUCUUCAAGGCACUAGGCCUAGGUGCUAAAAUGGUUUUCGUUGGCCGUCCUGCUUUGUGGGGAUUGGCUCACAGUGGUGAAGAGGGUGUGAAAAAAGUUAUGAAUAUCCUCAAGACCGAAUUUGAUAUUGCCUUAGGACUGUCAGGUUGUACCAAGAUCAGCGACAUUAAACCCGACAUGGUGGUUCACGAAUCCUUCUACUCCAAAAUAUAAUUAACACUUAAGGAAUCGCACUCCUAAAACGAAAGUGACAGUUUCCAACUUUAUGAAAUUUAAAGUAUCACUGAUAUAUUUAUAUAAGUUUUGUCAAUUCAAAUUUAUAUGUUCAAAUUCCAUAGAAGACACUUUAUGGUGACUUUGGGGGAAGCAGGUGAUAAUUCUGAAUAAAAUUAGCUGUCAAUAUUGUGCCACUAUAUUUGACCUAUAUACAAAUCUUAUAAUAAAUUAUAUUUAUUACAUAUGAAUUUUCAAAA
Leptinotarsa decemlineata (Colorado potato beetle) is the source of this 1454-nucleotide messenger RNA. It is a transcript of the gene Hao, whose product is annotated as Hydroxyacid oxidase. Gene Ontology annotation, cellular component: peroxisomal matrix. NCBI's taxonomy places the organism in Eukaryota, Metazoa, Arthropoda, Insecta, Coleoptera, Chrysomelidae. The record is from RefSeq and is a predicted model, not a curated record. Gene Ontology annotation, molecular function: FMN binding; (S)-2-hydroxy-acid oxidase activity. Gene Ontology annotation, biological process: fatty acid alpha-oxidation.